UCCCCCUCCUCUCAUCCGCCGCAGUCACAAAACUCGUCCACCUUAUUCCCUCACCUCUAGACGACACUCAUUGGAAUGUCACAAUAAACGGAAAGCACCCAGCCACACGCUCGGACCCUUGUCGACCAUUUCUCAAGCUUUCAUUGUCUCUGUGUUCUCGUGCUAUAGAGUGUCAUUUAGAAACUGAUCGUCAUGAGCGACCAAACAUCCAAUGACGGCUCCUUGGCCGAAGUUCUUAGCUCCUUGAAAUCCAUCCAGCAGAUACAGUCUGACCUGGUGGCUGCUGUCGAUUCGUUAAACCAACGAUACCAACAGCUGACCGGUGAUGCCGAUGUCGCUGCACUCGGCCCGAGUCCAUCCCUUGGCGAGGCCCCCGAGAUACCCCACACUCCCGGCCGCCCCGAGACUGGUGCUGUUGGUGACUUGGCUCAAAGCUCCUCAUCCGACUUGAAGUUGCAGGCUCCAGCUGUGCCUUCCUCGCCCAGCCAGCGAUCAGGCCUCACCUCCCGAAUCAUUUUAACGACAUAUCCAAAGCAGAUUGGUAUCAACCCGCUUCCCAUGAAAUGGGGCGAGGCAGAUCCCCACGCCCGUGGACCAGUUGUCGUCUCCCGGUCCUCGACUACGAUUGGAAAACCUGUUGGAGCCCACGGCGGCUCUUAUUCCAUCUAUUAUGCGCUUGCCGUUGCUAGCAAGCAGCUCAAUCUGGAGCAUAGACCCGACUUUACCAAUACGGAGCCUGCCGCCAAGAUUGGCCCGUUUCCCCAAUGGGGAGACCCAAAGAAGAUUGUCGCCAUGGAUCCUUGGGGUCAUCUAGCCCCGUGGCUAUUCAAGGACAUAAUUGAGAAGCAGAAUGUCGACAUUCGCCCAACGAUAGCCAUCACAAAGGCACACAUGAAGCUUCCUGAGCUAGAAGAAAGUGUAAAGAACGGCCGAUUAAUUCCCGAUGGUAAAGUCUGCCUUAACAACCUCGGAGAGCUUGCUGUGACCAAAUUCGCCGUUGAACCAGUCUGGUACCUCCCUGGUGUGGCCGAGAGAUUUGGAAUCGACGAGGGUGCUCUAAGGCGAUCUCUCUUUGAACACACCGGUGGCAGCUACCCCGAACUUAUUACCCGCAACGACAUCAAGGUGUUUUUGCCUCCGAUCGGGGGGCUUACUGUUUACUGCUUCGGCGACCCGGCCAAGAUGUCUGAUGAGUCGGUGCGGCUGGCGCUGCGCAUCCACGACGAGUGCAAUGGCAGCGAUGUCUUUGGUUCCGACAUCUGCACUUGCCGUCCAUAUCUCAUCUUCGGCAUUGAAGAGGCAGUCAAGGAGGCCCAGAACGGCGGCAGUGGCGUUGUCAUUUAUUUUCGAAAGGAGGGCAGAGCCCUCGGUGAGGUCACCAAGUACCUCGUGUACAAUGCUCGCAAGCGGGGUGAAGACCGAGCAUCCGAUUACUUCAAAAGGACAGAAAACAUUGCGGGGGUGAAGGACAUGCGGUUCCAGGCGCUGAUGCCUGAUAUCCUCCACUGGCUUGGUAUCCGUAAAAUCGACAGAAUGCUCAGCAUGAGCAACAUGAAACACGAUGCCAUUGUAGGACAAGGAAUUCCGAUACAUGAGCGUGUCGAGCUGCCCGAAGAUUUGAUCCCAGCGGACUCUCGAGUCGAGAUAGAUGCAAAAAUCACUGCAGGGUACUUCACUGCCGGCAAGCGCAUGACAGAAGAAGAGUUGAGAGCUGUUCAAGGCAGAAUGUGGGAAGAUCUUGACCAUUAGAAAUUGCCGGGCGAGCCCUGGGGUGACAAUGCUUCUUGCAACCGAUGACGGAAACGCCCCCUCCAAAUGAGACAUAUGCGUCAUUGUCGAUCCCCGGAUAGUUGGGCAGACAAAGCAGAGUGUGUGCAUUCGCCCUGUGUCGUAUUGAUGAUUGGUGGGACGAAGCACGAGAAGAAUGACCUUGGAACGCGAACCCGCUGGCCAAGCCAGAAACAUUGCAGCCCAGAGGCAUAUCGGCAAGCAGAUUACCCAGCGUAGAA
Colletotrichum navitas is the source of this 2009-nucleotide messenger RNA. Its product is annotated as GTP cyclohydrolase II. Lineage: Eukaryota; Fungi; Ascomycota; Sordariomycetes; Glomerellales; Glomerellaceae. Gene Ontology annotation, biological process: riboflavin biosynthetic process. The transcript is spliced from 20 exons. Bases 193 to 1749 code for a protein of 518 amino acids. Gene Ontology annotation, molecular function: GTP cyclohydrolase II activity. The record is from RefSeq and is a predicted model, not a curated record.